This is a messenger RNA of Meloidogyne enterolobii, 378 nucleotides long. NCBI's taxonomy places the organism in Eukaryota, Metazoa, Nematoda, Chromadorea, Rhabditida, Meloidogynidae. The record is from the annotation of a GenBank genome assembly.
AUGAGGUUAGCUUAUUGUUACGCUGUUAAUCGUAGAGUAAGUGAUCCUGUGCAAUUUUCUAUUGUUGGAUUAACUGGAAAAGCAGAAAAGAUUUUUAAUAGUUACCCUUCUUAUUCGAAUUGGGAUGUUAAUAUUUCAAAUAAAAAUUUGGAUGAAUUAUGGAAUCCAAAACAAAUAGUUUAUCUAACUGCUGAUUCUAACAAUUUACUUGAAACGUUAGAUGAAGAUAAAGUUUAUAUAAUUGGAGGCCUUUUGGAUCAUAAUCAUCACAAAGGUAUUUGUUUGAAAAAAGCUGAAGAUAAUGGAUACGAGCAUGCAAGGCUUCCAAUUGAAUCUUUUUUUAAGCUUUGUGGAAGAAAUGUUAAAUUUUUAAAUUAG